CACUGGACAACGAGGUCGUUGCGAUGUCAAGGGCAAUGAGCAGGAUCAAUUCGCUCAGGAAUUCUCUGAACCCUUUCCAUCGUCUUCCUCCAGAAAUAAUCUCGCGAUGCUUCCACAUUCUUGCUUCAAUGGAGCCGCCUAUGUAUAAGGAAGUCGUGUCGACUCGGAUACGAUGUCGAGGACAUGUACAUCUCGAGUGUGUGAUAUCACUUGGGUGGAUCAAGGUUACCCAUGUCUGCGGUACUUGGAGGUGUGUUGCCCUUGGGGACCCCACCCUCUGGCAGGACCUCUCGUUCUUUGCGAUGAGGCCUCGCUGUUUCUCAACGAUCUCGCGCCGCUCCAAGUCCCUUCCACUUUCAAUUACAUGCAGGAUACCGCCUUUCCCUGUAGUACGCGAACUUUUUACACGCCAUUACUCACGUGUACAGUCAAUGCGUCUGUACGGUGGCCCGCUUCAUUUGGGAAACGUCCUACGAAUUGCCAGGGAACCGUCACCGGUUCUGAAGUCUCUUUCAUUGUUGUAUUCGGCUGUUGAUGAGCACGAUGAUGGUUUUGACGGAAAGGCAUUGGAUGGAAUUAAGGCCGACCAGCUGUUUCCAGCCUACCUCAAGGAUCUACGAUCAGCAUACUCUGGCUCAGUGCCGUCGAUCUUCACCGGCACCGUCGAAUCCUUGACCCUCGUCGGAUUUCCUUUUCCUGGCCCACCACUCCAUUUCACUCCCAAACUCACGAGCCUGGUAGUCUCUCUGCCAGCGCCCUCCCGCCUCAGCCUCAUAGAGUCGGAGAUGCGCCAACUCUACCCCUCGUUGGGCCAGUUUCUCGAUGUCUUGGAGGGGAUGACUACCUUGACUUCCCUCGAUCUCCGGUACUGCUCACCAUACGACGUUCAAUACGAUCCCUCGUACCCGAUUCCACGCACCGCUUCCCUCCCGUGGCUCGAAAAUCUGACUUUAGUGAAUAUGUUCGAGGGCUUGAUGGGUGUGUUGAUGGCCAUUCAAGCCCCCAACGCACGUCUGCGAAUUGGACUUUAUGGGGAUCCGGACGACGACGAGCUUGCCUCUGUCUUUGAUGCUGCUAAAUGUAGCUGUGGCCGUGACAUCGCAUCCCUGCGCUCCCUCUACGUUCAUAUCGAUACGGACCUACACAAGCGAGUCACUGUCUCCAGUUCUCCAGUUGUAUCCUGGAGUCUCAAUCACAAUCCACACGAUCUCUUUGCCCCAAACCAAGUCAAUUCUGAUGGCCCGAUUGCCACCAAACGCGACCGAGACUUCGCUUUCGCCUUACAACGAAUAGAUUGUUCCAAGGCUGUCGAAUACUCGACUGUGAUAUCGGUGGUACGGUGUUUCACUGAGAACAUCGUGGAGCAUCUCUCGGUUCAGAACUCCCAGAAGAAAAGCGAUGAUGUCCCCUGCUCUAGACGAUUCUGGUCCCACUUAACCGAGAACAUGAUCAACCUCCGCCAUCUCUCCAUCGAAUACAUGCCCCUAUCAUCCCAUGACCUCAAACUCCUCUUGUAUCGAUGCACAGGCUCGGAUUACUGGGACGAGGAGCUCGACAAUAGUGACGCAGCCUCCGAGGCUAGCUUGGGCUGGGUUGCCGAAGUGAACGAGCUUCGCCGCGAUCUGCGGUUGCAGAUUCCCAAGCUGGCGGUCGUCAAAUUUCGGGGCAUCAAAUUGUCGACGAAGUUGUCGCAUAUGAGGAGCCUGUUGGAGCUGCGCAAGGAGCUUGUCGGCAAUGCAAAGGGACGGGUUGAUGCUAAUGCCAAGCUGCAGAAGAUAACAUUUGACCAUUGUGGUGCCAUCGGUGCAGAGAGUCUGUGCCUGGAUGGUUUGCGAGCGCUCGUUGAAGAGGUCGUCGUGAUGGAUCAGGUGAUGAGGUGGUAA
Stereum hirsutum FP-91666 SS1 is the source of this 1883-nucleotide messenger RNA. RefSeq lists its product as uncharacterized. The transcript has 2 exons. Lineage: Eukaryota; Fungi; Basidiomycota; Agaricomycetes; Russulales; Stereaceae. The record is from RefSeq and is a predicted model, not a curated record. The coding region runs from base 24 to 1883 and encodes 619 amino acids.